AUGGCAGAGUGCACGCGGGGGGGCGCAGUCUCCGGGGCAAGCUGGGCUCGGUGUCGCGAGCAAGGGGGCCAGUGUGCAGCAGUUGGUCCGGCGAGCACGGCGGGGAAGGGCGGUGGGUGGCGGUGGACGCCGGGUGUGGGCGUAUCGAAGGCUCAUAUAUUUUGGGGGAAAGGUCAGUGCGAAGUAUCAAAGGCACAUUUGCAUUGGGGGAAAGCUCAAUGCGAAGGGAGAUGGGCAGGUGAGCGGGAGGCGGCAACGAAUCUGCAUGGCUCAAGUUAUGCGCCCCACACGAUCGCUACUGUACGGUACCCCGUCAUCGCAUGUAGAGUCUCGAGCUGUAAAUUUAAGUCAUUUUGCUUACCAACCCCACACCAAGCACGGUGCGUGCGGAGCGGCAUCCAGAAUCUCGCAUGCAAAAUGGCCUGCAAAAUGGUUGCACGCCAUGGGCCCGGGCGUGCCGGUUCAGGAAUCGCGAUUCCGGCUGUGGCCCAAUCAAAUACGCUCCGUUGGGGAUCACGCUGGUGGCGCAUUUGCAUCCUUGCGAAGUUAUCGAAGUUCGAUCGCCGCGUGUGCCCCAAUAGCAGCCAUUUAUUCCCCCUAAUGAAGUUACCGUUGUUACCGUGCGUGUAG
Molecule: messenger RNA, 630 nt
Organism: Chondrus crispus (carragheen)
Lineage: Eukaryota; Rhodophyta; Florideophyceae; Gigartinales; Gigartinaceae
Exons: 1
Coding region: 1-630 (209 amino acids)
Source: RefSeq, a predicted model, not a curated record